Funneliformis geosporum is the source of this 167-nucleotide messenger RNA. NCBI's taxonomy places the organism in Eukaryota, Fungi, Glomeromycota, Glomeromycetes, Glomerales, Glomeraceae. The record is from the annotation of a GenBank genome assembly.
AUAUGGAUAGACCUCAUAAUCCAAAUGGUGUCAAAGAAUUUUUUACAACACUUCAGAAUCUUCAUUUAUUCGACGCGUGCACUUUAAAGCAUAGUAAUGAUUAUGUUAAAUAUCUGAUUUUUAUGUCAUCCUCAUCAACGUAUCGACUUCGUUUGGACUUCUCCUGA